ACACACUCGAUUUCAAAACAAACACACACACACACACACACACACACUCCGGUCGCCCUUCCUCCGCCGUCCUCUCCAUUCAGAGUUUCGGUCCGUCAGUUCGUCGGCUCCUUCUAAAACCUCCAAUCUCCCUAGCACAGGUUUCUGAUAAUUUCCACGCCCAAUUCCGCUCCGGCGUCCAAGGCCCCACCGAAUGGUCCACGUCCACCACACCGCCUGAAUCACCAGUUCACCACCACAUAUGGGGAGGAAGAAAUCGCGGCCGGUUCGAGCUGCGGGCGCUGCCUCUGCGGCGGCCGAGGCCGACCCCUACGCGCCGAGCCCUAGCGGCAGCACGAAGCGUGGGACCAAGGGCGAGGCGAGGAGAGACGUCUGCGUGGAGGUGGAUAGGACCACGUGGGCUCAAGCCGACGUCGACCACCGCGACGUCGCCGAGGUGGUCCUCCGCGACGUGAGCGUCUCCGGCGACGGGGAUGGGGAAGAAGGUGCGUUGGAGGAGGCAUUCGGGGCGUCGACGUUCUCGUUGCGUCUGCGGGUGCGUGACGCGCCGGAGGAGGGGUUCAGGAUGGGCCAGUGGCCCGUUGUGCCGUCGGAUUGCGUGCUCCUAGAGUAUGUCGUCCAUGGUGGCCGUGAAGGGAAGCAUCCAGAAUAUGUGGUCUCAGGGUGUUUUGAUGGUCCUGAUGAAGGUGUAUCGGGUCUCGCCCAUUUGGUGAGCUUGAGAUUCGUCACGCUCCGGGUUCAGUCGUUCAGAGCAUUUCAGGAUAUGGGUGAGGCGAGGGUUGAGUCGUUUCGGGUUAGAGUGGAGGUGAUGGAACAGGCUUUCAGCGCGUGCGACUCACUGCUGGAGGUGGCUAGGCAUCCAUGGAGGAAGAGUUUGAUGAAUAUGAUGGCUUGGCUGCGUCCUGAGGUCACAACAUCGGCUGCCAUAUAUGGGUUGGAUGACCUUGGUGUGCCAAUUGAUGAUGGUGGUAAUGCUGAUUUGGCACCUAAGAGUGAUUCACAGUUUGAUCUUGCCGCUUUUUAUGAGGCCGUUAAGCCUUCGACUAAUGCAGAACAGUUGAAAGAGGAUCUUCCUGAUUUAGUUCCUCAGCUCAGACCAUAUCAACUUCGUGCAGCGCAUUGGAUGGUUCAACGUGAAAAGGGAAAUACACCCCAUCAAGGAUAUGCUAAUUCUGCACCAUAUUGUGUUCCUAUUGAUUUUAUUCACAAGAAUUCCAGGAUGUUCUAUAAUCCGUUCAACGGAAAUAUUUCAUUGCAACCAGAGCCUUCUCCACCUUAUGUCUCUGGGGGCAUUUUGGCUGAUGAAAUGGGCUUGGGGAAAACUGUCGAGCUUUUAGCGUGCAUUUUUGCUCAUCGUAGACCAAUUUCAUUAGACUUCUCUGUCUCCCAGAACAAAACAGAAAUGGAUCAAAUUAAGAGGCAGAAAGUAGAAAGGGUUGAGUGCAUCUGUGGUGCUGCGAGUGAAAGUUCUGCAUACAUGGGUCUAUGGGUCCAAUGUGACAUUUGUGAUGCUUGGCAACAUGCUGAUUGUGUUGGUUACUCACCCAAGAAAGAUAUACUUUUUGAUGAUACCACUGAAGAUGUAGCAUCAACAAACAAAAAAAGCACCAUGAAGUCUGGAAUUAGAAGGAAAAAGAAACCCAGGUGUUCUAUUGUCGAGACAGAAGACAAAUACGUUUGUGGACUGUGCUUGGAGCUUACUGAAGCAACUCAAACUAAUAUAUUCAGCCAUGCUACAUUGAUAGUAUGCCCCGCACCAAUAUUGGCACAAUGGCACUCUGAGAUUACCCGACACACAAGGCCAGGAUCUCUGAAAGUUUGCAUUUAUGAAGGUGCAAGGAACUUGGAUCCUGCUACCAUCCAAAAAAAUGAGAUGGCUGAGAUAAGUACUGCUGAUGUUGUCUUGACGACCUAUGAUGUCUUGAAAGAAGAUCUAUCACAUGAUUUUGACCGUCAUGACGGUGAUCGCCGUUUCUUGAGAUUUCAAAAGAGAUAUCCUGUCAUUCCAACUGUCCUGACAAGGAUCCACUGGUGGCGGCUUUGCUUGGAUGAAGCUCAGAUGGUAGAGUCAAGCAAGACUUCUGUGACAGAGAUGGCAUUGAGGCUAAAUGCUCAACACCGGUGGUGUAUCACAGGAACCCCAAUACAACGCAGGCUUGAUGAUCUCUUCGGGCUUCUACGUUUUCUUAGGACAAACCCAUUUGACACAUAUAGAUGGUGGGUGGACAUUAUUAGAGACCCGUAUGAGAGGGGGAACGGAGUAGCAAUGAAUUAUGCACACAAUUUCUUGAGGGAAAUCAUGUGGCGUUCCUCCAAAAUUCAUGUCUCAGGUGAACUGCAGCUGCCUCCGCAAGAAGAGUGUUUUUCAUGGCUCAUCUUUUCUUCCAUUGAAGAAUAUUUCUAUAAGAAGCAGCAUGCAACCUGCAUGGACCAUGCACAUCAAAUUAUUAGAAGUUUGAGAAAUGACACCAAUAGAAGAGAAUCAAUUUCAGAUUCAAAUGCUGUGCUAAAUGUUUACCUCUCCAAUGACGACAUUGCCAAGUUCCUAGUCCCACUGCUGAAACUUCGGCAGGCAUGUUGCCACCCACAAGUGGGGAGUUCUGGUCUCUGCUCCCUGCAGCAUAACCCUUUGUCAAUGGAUGAAAUUUUACAGGUUCUUAUUGGUAAAGCAAAAAUUGAAGGAGAGGAAGAGCUGAGAAAAAUUGUAGUUGCCCUGAAUGGUCUUGCCGGAUUAGCUGUUAUUGAACAAAGGAACCAAGAAGCUAUUUCUUUGUACAAAGAAGCAUUGGCAUUGGCUCAUGAAAAUGUUGAUGAUUUCCGUGUUGACCCUCUAUUGAAUCUUCAUAUCAACUACAAUCUUGCAGAACUGCUUAGAAUUAGUUCUGAAUAUUUACAAGAAUGCCCAUUAAAAAAGCUGGCUUCUGAAGUUUCAAUCAGCCGAAAAAGAAAGGAAACUAACACUGUUGAGACAAAUGUACUUUGUGUGAAACGAAAUAAAAUAUGUGAAAACAGUGUUUCGAGUUUGACAGCUAAUGGGUUAGAAGCAUCUGAAGAAGAUGAAAACACAAUUGGACAAGCAUGCAUAACUGGAGAUGUGGGAGUGGAGAAUGUCGCUGGAUGCCACUCUUCAUCGGAAUGUUUUGCUAAUGACUGCUUGAGGAAGACUUGCAAUGAAAUCACAGAAAAAUACUUGUCAGUUUUUACUUCAAAGCUGGUAGUAGCGCAGAAGGAUUUUAAUGCAUCAUUCACAGAGGUCUUGAAUAAAACUAAAGAGCUACAGAGUGGGCAUAUGAAUUGGUGGCUGCAUGCUUUGGACUGCAUUGAACAGAACAACAUUUCUGCUGAUGAACUCAUCAAGAAGAUUGAUAAUUCUUCUAGUAAGAGCACCACUGGUUUGGGUUCAAGGGGAAUAUCUUCCAGGAUUAAAAGUAUCACUGGAUUAAAAUAUGCAAUUCAAGCUGACAUUGAUUCUCUAAAAAGUUCGAGGCAACAUCUUAUGGAUAGACUUCUGGAAGUUGACAAAACAAUGGAUAACCCAAGGGAUGAGGACAUUGAGGGCCAGCGAUAUUGUCCAAAAUGCUAUGAUGGCACUGGUUCUUUAUGUAUCCAAUGUGAGCUAGAUGAACUCUUUCAGAGGUAUGAAGCACGUCUGUUUCUUGUUAAGAAAUCAACCAAUGAUUCUGUCAUUGAUUCAGUAGAAGAAGCACAGGAUCUACAGAGGCGAAAAUAUGAGCUCAAUCACUUCUUCCGUAAUAGAAAAUCUGAACCUGGCUAUGACAAUAACAAUCCUAGAUCAGCUCGAGAAAACAUACAGGUCUACAGGCAUCCUUCUCGAACCGAGACUGCAUUAAGGGUUAUCCGGAAUCACUCAAAGACAGUAUUGGGAAAGCAAUAUUCCGCAAUUGCUAAAAAACAUUUACUUCUUUUUGAGGCUAUGCGCAAGGAGUUUCCUCAAGCAAGGUUUCUGUCAAUUGCUCAAACCCAAUUAUUGCGUGCUCAUGACGAGAUCAAGAUGUCCAUCUCGAGACUUCAGCUCAAAGAGAAAGACGAUGAACCUAGUGCUUCCAAUAUUGUAACUAGAGAGGAACUCAUACCAUAUAAUGUGCAGUUUACAAGUGAAAAAUUCAUGUCACUCUCAUCUUUAGCCCGUGUUAGAGGUCAACUCCGGUACUUAAAGGGAUUGGCGGUAUGUAACAAGAAAACACAUAACCAGCAUGGUGAAUCAUUGGCUAAAGCAGGCGACGCCGUUGAUACAGUUGCUUCAUGUUCAGUCAUAGGGCAAACUGUCUCUGAUUUUCGUAAUGAACCAUGCCCUAUAUGCCAGGAGAAGGUUUUUGACCAGAAAAUGGUUUUCCAGUGUGGUCAUUUUGUAUGCUGCAAGUGUUGUCUUUACAUGACAGAACAAACUGCAGCCCAAUUCGGAAAGCGUAAAAAAUGGAUUAUGUGUCCCACAUGCCGUCAGCGAACAGAUAUUGAGAAUGUUGCUUUUGUAGUUGAGAAAGCUUGGGACAAACCUGAAAAGAGCACUGAAGAUUUGGCUGAAAGCACUAUUUCUGUCCAAGGUUCAUAUGGAACAAAGAUUGAAGCUGUUACAAGAAGAAUCUUGAGAAUCACUUCAACUGAUGGAACAGCUAAAGUUCUUGUUUUCUCAAGUUGGAAUGAUGUACUGGAUGUACUAGAGCACUCCCUCGCUGCUAACAACAUUUCAUAUGUUCGGAUGAAAGGAGGAAGAAAAUCACAGGCAGCCCUCUCCCGAUUCAAGGGUCAGGUGAGCAAUGUAAAUGUAGAUGAAGUGAAAAAGACAGCCUCCAACAUGAAGCCUGUUCAAGUACUUCUGAUGCUUAUACAGCAUGGAGCAAAUGGUCUUAAUCUACUAGAAGCACAACAUGUUAUUCUAGUGGAGCCAUUACUAAACCCUGCCGCUGAGGCACAAGCUAUCAGCAGGAUACAUAGAGUUGGGCAAGACAAAAGCACAUUUGUUCACCGUUUUAUAGUGAAGAAAACAAUAGAAGAGAGCAUCUACAAAUUGAACAGGAGCAGAGCUGUCUGCUCUACUAUAAACCGUAAAUCCAAAAACUUCAAAGAUGAGCCUGUUUUGACGCUGAAGGAUGUGGAGUCACUAUUCCCGAUGACCGGGCCUGAUGAACCCCUAGAACAGGCAGAUCAAGAUUAUGGUGAUAGCUUGAGAAGUUUGCCUCCAUCUGUUGCGGCUGGGUUAGCUGCUGAAAGAAGGCGAAUAAUGGAGCAACAUGACAACCAGCAAUAAGUUAAGAAAUGACUUAUGUUCUCCAGUGAAGGUUUAUCAAAGAGCCUCGAUCCAUCGUCGUGGCAGUUGAGUUAGUUUUACUAGGUCACUAAUUUUCCUUCCCAGUACUAAAAAUAGGAGGAUGUUCUAGGAAGCACCACACCCUCGUCUUCAAAUUGUUCUAGGGCACCCACUAUGGUGCCAUUUACGUUGUAACUUUAGGAUUUUUUUUGUAUAUACCUGUAGUCCUUUUAGCUUCGUACAUAAACUCCAUUUUUUAUUUAUGUAGAAGAGCAUGCAAGAACUCCAUCACAGUUUGUCUGGUUGCUGUUCAGAAGCAUGCAUGCUUGCAGUCUGCAGAUGCAGUAAGGCUUUACGGACAGUCGGACACACAUAUAUAUAUCAAUAUAUGUUUAGUUUGUGUUA
This is a messenger RNA of Sorghum bicolor (sorghum), 5671 nucleotides long. Its product is annotated as E3 ubiquitin-protein ligase SHPRH. Bases 242 to 5266 code for a protein of 1674 amino acids. The record is from RefSeq and is a predicted model, not a curated record. Gene Ontology annotation, molecular function: ATP-dependent chromatin remodeler activity; ATP binding. The transcript is spliced from 19 exons. NCBI's taxonomy places the organism in Eukaryota, Viridiplantae, Streptophyta, Magnoliopsida, Poales, Poaceae.